GAAUUGAUCUGAAAUGCAAAUCUUCAUUCAAAACAACAUGGCGACUACCAUGGUAAGCAGCGUGUUUUCUAAUAUACCAAAUUUCAGUGAUUUGAUUGAUGAUCCUGAAAUAUUUCUUAAACAGAAUUCAGGUAAUCAUGAAAGUUUCAAAAGGAUUUCAAAAAAAAUUUAUGAUUGCAUCGUGUCAUGCGAUAUAACAGCUCCAAAAUACAAAUCAUUAAAGAGUUUAUUGAUUGAUGGAUUUGAUGAUGAACAGGUGUGGCAACAACUAGAAAUACAAAACAAAAAUGUUGUUCAACAUUUGGAUAAAUGGUUACCUAAAAUUGCUUCUGAUGAUGUAUUUAAUGAUAUGCAUAACACCCCUUCAGAAGAAGAGAUGGAGCAAGAUGCGGAGUUUUCUGAGAAUGAUUUUACUGAGGAAGCAGAAAAAAAUGGAAACACUUCAGCUAGUAAAGAAAUUAUUGAAGAUGAAUCUGAUUUCGAUGAAAUUAAAGAUGAAGUAAAAGAAAAGAAUAAAAAUAGAAAUUCGAAAUUUAAAUCAAAAGUUGAUGAUCAGUUUUUCAAAUUGUCAAAACUUGAAGAAUUUCUUCGGCUGGAAGAUUUAAAAGAAGAGAAAACUAGAGAUGAUGAUGAGAAUCAGGAAUCGGAUGAUGAUGAAGAAGAAGAAGACAUUGAUUUAUUUCAUGAUAUUUCUGAUGAUGAUUUAGACGAUUCAGAAGAUGAAUCUAAUAAAAAAUCCAGUAAAGAUUAUAUGUAUGAAGAUUUUUUUGACAGUCCGGAAUCAGGAGAUGAAAAUGUGAAACAGCCUGAUGAAGUAUCCGAUUUCGAAAAUGAGGAGUUAGAUUCUGAUGAUGCAAAUGUUCUCUCGCAAGAGGAAGACAGUGAAAGUUUGGACGAUGAUGAAGAAGAAAAAGCUUCAAAUAAUAAAUCAAAAACCCCAUUUGAAAUGGAACAAGAAAGGAUAAAGGAACAAAUAUCAGAGUAUGAAGAGAGCAUGGUUACUCCAAAGCCUUGGCAAUUGACUGGUGAAGUUGAUGUUAGUAAACGACCUGUAGAUGGACUUCUGGAUUUGCCCACAGAUUUUGAACUAAAUGCAAAACCAAUCAUUAUACAAGAUAAGGAAUUCUGUGAAAAACUAGAAAAUAUGAUUAAAAUGACAAUAAAAAAUAAGGCUUAUUCUGAUGGCGUGAGACAAGAGAAACCUGUGAAGGAAAUAAUCAGCAUGAAAAAAGAAAUUGUUAUUGACCAGAACAAAAGCAAAAAAGGAUUGGCUGAAGAGUACGAGGAGUUGUAUCUCAAAAAACAAAGUAAACAAGAAGAAGAAGAAAAUCCAAAACAUAAAGAAAUACAGAAGUUUAUGGAUUCAUUAUUUCCUGAAUUAUAUGCUUUAUUCAGCCAUAUACCAAAACCAGCUGUUCCAGAUAUAAAAAUUGUAAGCAAUCUACCAGCUGUAACAGUUGAAGAAGUUGCUCCUACAAGUUACAGUGAUGUCACAUUAUUGGCACCAGAAGAAAUAAAGAAACGAACUGGCCUCACAAAAGGUCAAACAGAAAGAACAGAAACUGAUAAAAACCGAGAGAGGAGAAAGAAAAAAUUGCAUCAGAAAAUGAAACAAAAGAAAAUGGAAAAGGAGAAUGCAGAUGGCAAACCUCUUUCAUCAAAAGCAACAAAGAAAGAAAAAUUACAGGUGUUGAAGAAAUUAAAGCAACAUAAAAACACAAAGAUAGCAAGUGUGACUGAGAAAAUCAAGUCUUCAAAAGACUUCUUUGAACGUUUGCAGGAAACUGUCUCCACUAAAGUUAAUAAAAGUGAAGUUAAGCAAGCUAAAAAGAAGAAGAAGAAAGUAUAAAAUAUGUGAUAUGUAUUCUUUAAUUUUGUAAAUAUGUUAAUAAA
This is a messenger RNA of Argiope bruennichi, 1893 nucleotides long. RefSeq names its product U3 small nucleolar ribonucleoprotein protein MPP10-like. Bases 14 to 1849 code for a protein of 611 amino acids. Lineage: Eukaryota; Metazoa; Arthropoda; Arachnida; Araneae; Araneidae. Gene Ontology annotation, biological process: rRNA processing. The record is from RefSeq and is a predicted model, not a curated record. The transcript is spliced from 11 exons. Gene Ontology annotation, cellular component: small-subunit processome; nucleus; Mpp10 complex.